AUGUUAUGCUUGGAUGAUAUCUGCCCUGUGAUUAACUGCCAUGUGAUCACCUGUUUUAAUCAGGUUCGCGAGACCCAGGCAUUGAUCUUGGCACCAACUCGGGAGCUGGCUGUACAGAUUCAGAAGGGUCUUCUUGCUCUGGGAGACUACAUGAAUGUCCAGUGUCACGCAUGCAUUGGAGGGACCAACGUGGGCGAAGAUAUCCGAAAACUGGAUUAUGGGCAGCAUGUUGUUGCUGGCACUCCAGGCCGUGUGUUUGAUAUGAUCCGUCGUCGAAGUUUAAGGACUCGUGCCAUCAAAAUGCUGGUUUUGGAUGAAGCAGAUGAAAUGCUUAAUAAAGGUUUUAAGGAGCAGAUUUAUGAUGUGUACAGAUACUUGCCUCCAGCUACACAGGUGGUUCUGAUCAGCGCCACUUUGCCUCAUGAAAUUCUGGAGAUGACCAACAAAUUCAUGACAGACCCCAUUCGCAUUUUGGUGAAACGUGAUGAGUUGACCCUCGAAGGAAUCAAGCAGUUUUUUGUGGCUGUGGAGAGAGAAGAAUGGAAGUUUGACACCUUGUGCGAUCUCUACGACACACUCACAAUCACCCAGGCUGUCAUCUUCUGUAACACCAAGAGAAAGGUAGACUGGCUCACAGAGAAGAUGAGAGAAGCCAACUUCACGGUUUCAUCCAUGCAUGGGGACAUGCCACAGAAGGAGAGGGAGUCCAUUAUGAAAGAGUUCAGAUCUGGCGCAAGCCGAGUCCUUAUUUCAACAGAUGUUUGGGCUAGAGGCCUGGAUGUGCCUCAGGUGUCCCUGAUCAUUAACUACGACUUACCCAACAACAGAGAACUCUACAUACACAGAAUUGGCCGCUCAGGCAGAUACGGCCGAAAAGGUGUGGCGAUCAACUUUGUGAAGAAUGAUGACAUUCGCAUCCUGCGAGACAUCGAGCAGUACUACUCCACCCAGAUAGAUGAGAUGCCCAUGAACGUUGCUGAUCUUAUCUGAAGGUCCGUGUUUACCAGGGAGUUGUACUUGCACUGCUUGGUAGCCUCCAUAAUUCUGUUUUGGACCCACAUCCUUUUAUCAUAUUCCUGAUCAUACGUUCUUGAAUUGAGCUGCACUUGGGAACUUGUGUAAAUAAUGUCUUUACUCCCGCCCAUGUUUUUCAAUAAAAAAAGGAAGUUUUACCA
Messenger RNA from Fulmarus glacialis (Northern fulmar), 1175 nucleotides. RefSeq names its product eukaryotic translation initiation factor 4A3 (gene EIF4A3). Gene Ontology annotation, cellular component: catalytic step 2 spliceosome; nucleolus. Lineage: Eukaryota; Metazoa; Chordata; Aves; Procellariiformes; Procellariidae. The transcript is spliced from 9 exons. Gene Ontology annotation, molecular function: mRNA binding; RNA helicase activity; ATP binding. The record is from RefSeq and is a predicted model, not a curated record. Bases 1 to 990 code for a protein of 329 amino acids.